UUAAUUUUAAAUAAAAUUAGUAUAGUUGGACUUGUCCAUUGAUUUUGUUUCACUUGAAGCUUUAGCCUUUCUUUACACCCAAUUCCUCUGUUUCUUCUCUGUCCUUCUCAUUCCCUUCUUCCAACCCCAUCUGCUUUAUUCUCUCUCAGUAUUUAAGUUCCAUUUUUGUAUUCUUUCCUAAAGAAAAGAAAAAAAAUAAAAUAAAAGUGGAACUGGGUUUGUUGCUUGAGUGAAGGAAGAAUCAUUUGAGGUUCAGAUCUAGCUGAGCUGAGUUUGUUUCAGGUAAUGGACACUUACCGAAAAGAGGUCUCUUUUGGUUUCUUGGUCUCUCUCUCAUUGACUUGAGUUAAGAAGAAGAAGUAGAAAAAAAAACCCAUUUCUUGUUUUUCUUCUUUUCUCCUUCUUUCUCUUCUUUUGAGCUUUUUUGUCAAGCCUCCUUUUCUUCUUCUUCUUCUUCUUCUUCCAUUUUGACCUCUGUUUCUGAGAACCAGUUUUCUUGGGUUUUGUCAAAAAGAAGAGCCCACCAUAGAACUCGGGUUCCUUUCAGUUUAGAGAGAGAAAGAGAGAUCUGCGAAAGAAAAACAACAAAAAAAUGUUGGCUUUAGGGAGUCCUACCAUCGGUGUCCGUACAAGUACUACUUGCAAUGUUUUACUCAGAGAGCUUCAGCAAAUAUGGAAUGACAUUGGCGAGACUGAAGCAGACCAAGACCGCAUGCUACUUGAGUUAGAGAGAGAAUGCUUAGAUGUUUACCGGCGGAAGGUUGAUGAAGCUGCCAAUUGCAAGGCACGCCUUCAUCAAUCAGUUGCUGCCAAGGAAGCUGAGCUUGCAACUCUCGUGGCUUCUCUUGGAGAACUCAAUAUUCAUUCCCCGAUUCAGACAGAGAAGAGGUCAAAAUCAUUAAAAGAAAAACUUUCGUCUGUGGCGCCACUGGUGGAAGAUCUAAAAAUGAAAAAGGAGGAAAGGAUGAAGCAAUUUUCAGAUAUAAAGACACAGAUUGAGAAGAUCAGUGGAGAGAUUUCUGGAUACAGUCAUAUCGACAAUUCAACAAUUGGUUCAUUAUCCCUGGAUGAACAAGAUUUAUCUCUAAGAAAGCUAACUGAAUUUCAAACUCAUCUUCGCACUCUUCAAAAGGAAAAGUCUGAUCGCCUUCACAAGGUUUUGGAGCAUGUCAAUGAGGUCCACUCUCUCUGUGCUGUGCUUUGUUUGGAUUUUGGCCAAACUGUAAGUGACGUGCAUCCAAGCUUGCAGGGGACGAGCAUAGAACUAUCCACAAACAUCAGCAAUAGCACAUUGGAAGGGCUGGAACUGACAAUUCUCAAAUUGAAAACAGAAAGAAAAGCGAGAAUUCAGAAGCUGAAAGAUAUUGUGGCAUCAUUGUCUGAACUUUGGAACUUGAUGGAUUCAUCAAGAGAAGAAAAGAAUAACUUUUCAAGGAUUGCUUUUAUCCUUGGAAAAUCAGAAUCAGAAAUUACAGAACAAGGUUUUCUUUCAAUGGAGAUCAUUGAGCAGGCGUCCCAAGAAGUUGAGAGGCUCACUAAAUUAAAAGCAAGCAGAAUGAAAGAACUUGUGAUUAAGAAGAGAUCAGAAUUGGAAGAAAUAUGCCGAGUUACUCAUAUUGAGCCUGAUCCUAGCACGGCUAUUGAGAAAUCAACUGCGAUGAUAGAUUCAGGUCUGGUAGAUCCAUCAGAACUCCUCGCAAACAUUGAAGCACAGAUAGUAAAAGCUAAAGAAGAGGCUAUAAGCCGAAAGGAAAUAAUGGAUAGGAUUGACCGGUGGCUGGCUGCUUGCGAAGAAGAAAAUUGGCUUGAAGAAUAUAGCCUAGAUCACAACCGGUACAGUGCUGGAAGAGGUGUUCACAUAAACCUUAAACGUGCAGAACGAGCUCGAGUGACUGUAACCAAAAUUCCAGCAAUGGUGGACAACUUGAUAAACAGAACUUUGACAUGGGAAGAUGAAAGGAAGAAGUUAUAUCUUUAUGAUGGGGCAAGGUUGGUAUCAAUACUGGAGGAUUACAAGCUCAGUAGACAACAGAAAGAAGAAGAGAAGAGGAGAUACAGGGACCAAAAGAAGCUCCAAGAUCUCCUCCUCACAGAGAAGGAAUCAAUAUAUGGAUCUAAACCAAGUCCUAGGAAAAGUAACAGCUUUAGAAAGCCAAACGGAUACCGUGCAAAUGGUAAUGGCUCAAUGACUCCCACCCCUCGUCGAAGCUCAGUUGGCAGUGCAACUCCUGAACUCAUGACACCCCGGUCAUAUUCUGGUCGCCAAAAUGGUUACUUCAAGGAAAUGAGAAGAUUGUCUACGGCACCAUUGAACUAUGUGGCCAUAUCUAAAGAGGAUACAAUGUCAUAUGCAUCUGUAUGCGGGUCUGAGCUAGGAUCUCCUCCGCAUGGUUGAACUUCAAAAUUUUAAAAACGACGCCUUCUUUCGAGUGUGUUAUGUUGGGAAAUGGAAAAAUGAUGAUACUAUUGUGCAGGAACAUGCUAGAGGAUAGUACACGCAAUUAAAGCCUUGUGAAUAUGGAAGGAACUGUACACUAAGAUUGUAAUUUGUUAGGAUUACAUGGGGGAGAUGAGUGUGGUAGCUAACAAUUCGAGCACAUAAAAAUUUCGAUCUUGGCUGGUUGGAAGAAGUUUACUCUGGAAAAAGAUGGUGCCUUUGGUAGUAGAUUUACAUUUUGGAACAUGUUUUAUAGUAAGUAGUACUGACCAUGUUCAUGUUCAUGUAUUUUGCUUUUGUUCUUUUUAUUUCAUGAAUUCUUGUGUAUAUAUAUAUAUGUAUACCUGAGUGAAUAUUAUCAUUUUAUGUGGGCAA
Messenger RNA from Humulus lupulus (European hop), 2812 nucleotides. RefSeq names its product 65-kDa microtubule-associated protein 6. Gene Ontology annotation, molecular function: microtubule binding. The transcript has 12 exons. Lineage: Eukaryota; Viridiplantae; Streptophyta; Magnoliopsida; Rosales; Cannabaceae. Gene Ontology annotation, cellular component: cytoplasm; spindle. The coding region runs from base 593 to 2395 and encodes 600 amino acids. Gene Ontology annotation, biological process: microtubule cytoskeleton organization. The record is from RefSeq and is a predicted model, not a curated record.